GCGACAGAGCCCACAGGUAGGAGGAAAUACCUACUCCGAAAUAAGAAUAUGAAAAUCACUGAUUUAAUAACAUUAUUAUACUGACGUAAUGACUAAUGACGUUCCCCAUUGAGGCAAUGGGUUUAUAGCGCUCACUACGACUACCUGUAUGUAUAGUAUCGACACUAUCGACAGUUGAAAUUGUUGAAAAUUUAAAUCGUUUUCGUUUUCGAUCAAUGGCUUAAUAUUUUUGUAAUUCUGAGUUCAGUGUUUGUUUCUUAGUUAAUAAGUUCAUUGAAUACGUUUUAAUUUUUAUACCUAUCUACGAUUCACAAUGCGUUUGUUCAAUACGUUUUUACGACCAUCGACAGGCGUCCGAAACAUAUCCUGUAUGGUAUUGCCCGAGACUCAUUCAAAACUGAAGAACGUCUGUCGCGAAUUUUCGGAAGCUGAAUUGCGUCCAAUCGCUGCAACACUAGACAAGGAACAGAUUUACCCUUCUAAUCAAAUCAAAAAAUUAGCCGAUUUAGGAAUUCUAGGAGUUGUGGUUGACAAGAAAUAUGGUGGUUCAGGAGCUGACUCUCUUGCAUUGUCAGUAGCAGUUGAGGAAAUAUCUAGAUGCUGUGGUGGAACUGGUUCGAUUGUAAGCAUUCAUAAUGCUCUAUAUGCAGGAAUAUUAAACAAAGUCGGCACUCCUGAACAAAAAUCGCAAUUUCUACCGGAUUUUAUUAGUAGAGGUAUUGUUGGAUGUUUUGCUCUUAGUGAACCAGGAAGUGGCAGUGAUGCUGCUAAUAUGCACACAACAGCAAAACGUGAAGGAAAUCAUUGGAUAUUGAAUGGUACAAAGGCUUGGGUGACUAAUGGUAUUGAAGGAGGUGCGAUUAUUGUGAUGGCCCGUUCUGAUGUUUUUAAAGGACAUAAAGGUGUAUCAGCAUUUAUUGUACCAACAAACACACCAGGUUUAACAAAGGGUAAAAGAGACGAUAAAUUAGGUAUUCGAGCUGCAUCUUCUUGCAAUAUUAUUCUGGACAAUGUUAUUGUGCCGGCUGAAAAUAUGUUAGGAAAUGAAGGUGAUGGUUUCAAAAUAGCCAUGUCAGGAAUUGAUUUGGCUAGAAUAGGGAUUGCAUCACAAGCAUUAGGGAUAUCACAAGCGGCAAUGGACUGUGCAAUUGAUUAUGCUGGAAAUAGAACCGCUUUUGGUAAUGCUAUUAUUAAACUUUCAGCUGUACAGCAAAGGCUUGCUAAAAUGGCAACACGAUUAGAAGCUUCUCGACUCUUAACAUGGAAAGCCGCAUGGUUGAGAGACAAUGAUCGACCUUUCACGAAGGCAGCAUCUAUGGCCAAGUUAGAUGCUUCGCAAACAGCAACAUAUAUUACACACAAUUGUAUACAGAUUCUAGGUGGAAUGGGAUAUGUCACUGACAUGCCUGCUGAACGGCAUUAUAGAGAUGCGAGAAUAACUGAAAUAUAUGCAGGACCAACAGAUAUUCAAUACUUGGUUAUAGCGGAAAAACUAGCAAAAGAAUAUGGGUAUAAAACUAGAUAAGACUUCAAUAUUAAAUUUAAUUUUUGACUUGGUUUUGGACAUUUUGAUUUUAUUUAUUAUUAUUUAUGUUAUAUUAUUAUGUGCUCAUAACUAUAAGAUAUUUUUUGUCAAUUAUUGAAAACAUAUUUUGUAAAUGCUAACAAAUAAUUAGCAUACUAUUUGAACAAAUACAAAUUACCAGUUUACAAGAAUCAUUUUAAAUUAUUGUUCAAAUAAAUACACACAUUGAAUAUUUAA
This is a messenger RNA of Aphis gossypii (cotton aphid), 1762 nucleotides long. Its product is annotated as short-chain specific acyl-CoA dehydrogenase, mitochondrial-like. The coding region runs from base 314 to 1525 and encodes 403 amino acids. Lineage: Eukaryota; Metazoa; Arthropoda; Insecta; Hemiptera; Aphididae. The record is from RefSeq and is a predicted model, not a curated record. Gene Ontology annotation, biological process: fatty acid beta-oxidation using acyl-CoA dehydrogenase; butyrate catabolic process. The transcript has 9 exons. Gene Ontology annotation, cellular component: mitochondrion. Gene Ontology annotation, molecular function: flavin adenine dinucleotide binding.